AUGAACCCGACCAUCUCCGUUCCACGUCAACAUGCCAGCCCUGCCAGCUUUGGCGGCACAACCCCAACGAGAAGCGGAUCCAGUAUACGGAUGCCGCGUUUCUUCAAGAGGCUAUUCAAGUUCCCGCAGAUGGAUUUUGAAAUGGCAAUCUGGGAGAUGACAUCACUAUUGAUAGCUCCUAAGAAGGUGUUCAAAUCAAUUUAUUAUCAUAAACAAACCAAAAACACCUGGCACCGUCCGGACCCCUCCUUUACGUAUUUGCUCUCCUUCUUUCUCCUACUCACUGCGCUCGCAUGGGGACUGGCUUAUGCGCCGGCCUUUGGCUCGAUCGUCCGCCUGUCGCUACUCUUUAUUUUUGUCCACUUCAUCGGUUCCUCGCUGGUGGUAUCAACAAUAGCUUACUUUGCGAUUCCACGACUGUUUGGCCCUGACGGUGCGGCUGCAUCCCUGUCCGGAUUCAGAGGGUCUCGCGGACGGAGGCGCGGCGCGGCACAAGGCUUGUUCGUGCAGCCUGGGGAGAAGGAUCAACUGGAGUUUGGAUACUGCUUCGAUGUGUCGAAUCGGGCCUUCUUCCCUCUAUAUCUCCACCUCUAUGUCGUCCAAUUCCUCCUUCUACCCUUACUCACUCGCAGUCCGAGCAACUUCCUCGCUACUUUCCUGGGAAAUACGCUCUAUCUAUCCGCGCUGAUAUACUACACCUACAUUACCUUUCUGGGGUACAAUGCCCUCCCGUUCCUACACAACACCGAGCUCCUCCUUCUUCCGAUCCUGGUCUUGUCCAUCCUGUGGCUCGUGAGUCUGAUUGCCGGCUGGGGGGUCGUCAUGCAUGGGCGCAGCGUGGAGUGGUUGUUUUGGGGUGUCUGA
This is a messenger RNA of Aspergillus lentulus, 864 nucleotides long. The record is from RefSeq and is a predicted model, not a curated record. Lineage: Eukaryota; Fungi; Ascomycota; Eurotiomycetes; Eurotiales; Aspergillaceae.